Messenger RNA from Microplitis mediator, 1216 nucleotides. RefSeq names its product ETS-related transcription factor Elf-5-like. Gene Ontology annotation, biological process: regulation of transcription by RNA polymerase II; cell differentiation. The record is from RefSeq and is a predicted model, not a curated record. NCBI's taxonomy places the organism in Eukaryota, Metazoa, Arthropoda, Insecta, Hymenoptera, Braconidae. The coding region runs from base 261 to 1115 and encodes 284 amino acids. Gene Ontology annotation, cellular component: nucleus. Gene Ontology annotation, molecular function: DNA-binding transcription factor activity, RNA polymerase II-specific; sequence-specific DNA binding. The transcript is spliced from 7 exons.
CUGUGUCAGUGAUUACAUUUAUUCAUAUAUAGACGUACAAUACAAAGAUCUGUCUUUGAUUGAGUCGUAUAUCGAAUGCGCUUUUUUUUAUCUUUUCCUAUAUUUUGCGAUACAACUUUUGUACACUUUAUACGACUUUUAGCAGUGCAAUGUUUCGUGUACUCACUUAGUUUUAUACAAUUUUUUUUUACAUUUAAAAGUUUCGUACGCAUUUGAGUGAUUUAAUAUUUAAAAUUGAACAGAAAUAAUAUUUAUCAACAAUGAAUACUAUCAUGUUCAUACAUGAUGAAGAUCACAGUCUCUUAGACAUGGACGAAAACAACAAGAAAGACUGUGAUUAUCAUCGGAAGAAUGUAAUGACUGAGAAGAAAUUUAUCCUCGAUGACUAUUGUGACGAUGCCGAUAAUAAUGGCUGGUUAAGUAAAUUAAUAGAGGAGUGGACUCAAGAAGACACAAUUGAUUGGCUGAUGUAUGCUGCAUUGUAUUUAGGACAAAGUUAUUCUUCUAUACAACACAGUCUUGCUAUGGCUGGCCGAGAUCUUCUAUUACUGAGUAAACGUGAUUUUAAAAUGCAUGACUGCAAUUACGGUGAUAAACUUUACGAUCUAUUGCAUUCCCAAAGACAUACUGGUAAUUUGCCGCGUUUUAUGUCUAAUAAUCGAGGGUCCGGCGCAAGUAAUGACACCAACACAACACUUAAUUCAGUGAAUUUAUCAGACGCAGAGUCAGACAGUAGUAUUGAUGUCGCAAGACCCAAAAGUUAUUCUCAAACUUACAAAGUUACCAAAACGAAAAAAAACCAACCACCACAACGUAAACUAUGGGAAUUCAUAAGAGAUUUAUUAAGGAAUCGUGAAACGUGUCCAAGUUUAAUACGUUGGGAAGAUUAUUCCCAAGCGAAAUUUCGUUUUGUUAGAAGUGAAGAAGUCGCUAAACGUUGGGGUUCACGUAACGGAAACACUAACAUGAAUUACAAUAAACUAAGUCGGGCUAUGAGAUACUAUUAUAAACGUAAAAUAUUUCAAUCUGUAUCAGGACCUAAACUUGUAUAUCAAUUUGGUCCUAAUGCCAAAGGUUGGCAAACAGACAAUCCUAAUUUCUCUAAUAAUAAUUAACACUACUUGUAAUAAUUUUUACAUAUUUAUUUAUUUAUUUAAAUUAUAAUUUAACUGUAGUUCAUGUAAUUAUUACAUUUUAAUAAAUUCUCUUUGUAAUU